CUUUCUCAACUGAGCCAUUCUGCGGGGAGGACACGGCUCGCGGUGUACGCCAUGUUUGACCUGUUAGGUCAAUUGAGGAGCUACUUCAAAACAAACUAUGUCAUCAUCGACAACUUUAUGUGCCGCCUUCACUACAAGGCGUCCGUCGGUAUCCUCAUAGCGUUCAGCAUCCUGGUGACGGGCAAACAGUACGUGGGAGAUCCCAUCGACUGCAUUUCGAAGGACUCCGUACCUCACGAUCUUCUCGACACUUACUGCUGGAUUCACAAGACGUUCAGUGUGCCGUCGGCAUGGGAGAAGAAACUGGGUGAUGAGGUAGCCUACCCCGGCGUUGCACCGCGGGGUCCCACCGACGACGUGGUGUACCACACGUACUACCAGUGGGUGUGCUUCGUCCUCUUUCUGCAGGCCCUGUUUUUCUACAUUCCGCGAUAUAUCUGGAAGACUUUGGAAGGACGUAGGGUUCAAAACCUAACCGAGCUGCUCUCGAAGCCCGUGCAAGACGCAGCGAGUGCACAGAAAGCGAAGGAAGCGAGUGAAAUGCUCAUUGACUACCUGGACCAGAACAGGAACUACCACGGAGGCUACUACUUCAGCUUCGUCUUCACGGAAGUUUUGUACCUAAUCAAUGUAGUCGCGCAGAUUUUUAUCGUGGACAGGUUUUUGGGAGGUGAGUUUUCGACGUACGGUGUGAAUGUCGUGCAGUUCACCGAAUGGCACUGGGAGGCGAGGUUCGACCCCAUGAUCAAGGUGUUCCCCCGCAUGACCAAGUGCACCUUUUACAUGUUCGGUACAUCCGGAGACAUCCAGAAGCACGAUGCCGUCUGUAUCCUCCCCAUCAACAUCAUCAAUGAGAAAAUCUACGUCUUUUUGUGGUUCUGGUUCGUCUUUCUCAGCGUUGCGACCGCCUGCUUCCUUUUUUACCGGCUCGUCACUGUACUUGUGCCCGAAGUUCGUUUCAAGAUCAUCUACGGCCGAAAUCGCACGGUCGAUUCCGAAAAAUUGAGGACUAUCGUCUACACACUCAGCAUCGGAGACUGUUUCAUUUUCUACCAGCUUCUCAAAAACAUUGAUCCCGUUUACGCCCGAGAUAUAGUAGACACAUAUGCCAGUAUGCUCUCUGGUCAUGAUGACAUGAAAAAGCUACGAACAUAGUAUAGUCAGCCGUCACCGAAUUCAUGAUGCUUUCAUCGUUAUCACCUUUUCGCUUGGGUGAGAUCGUCUUUUUGCGUACUUUUUAAAACGUGGCAAAUAAGGCUCUCGUCUUAUUGGCUUCCUUAUAACGCUGCUCAAGACGCGCAUAUGAACAUGUGAAAAAAUCGAUAAGACUGUACUAGUUUAGGAUGGGGUUUUUGGGUGACAAUCGGAGUAUGGGAAACUGUAAGCAUUCAGUUUUUCUCGUUACAACUGCCUGGUUAAAAAAAUUAUUGAAAAUUAAAAUUAAAAAAUUAUUAGCGUACUGUACUACGUAUUUCAGUAGCUCCGUUAACACCUGCGCACUGUUUCUUGGGGAUGUGUUCAAACUGUUAAAUUGUCAUGACCCUGCCAGGAACGUGGUAUUCACAACGAUUCCAUAUAACAAAGCUAUAACAGUUCUCGUGUCAUUCGUGUCGUAUCCCAAGGAAACGGUGAUUGUGAUUUUCGCUGUCAUCAUAACCGUCCCGAGAUAUCUUUUUUAUUUCGCUUUCCUCACUCUUGUCCAGUGUCUAAAUACAUUGUACUUUUCCGCGAGCAAGAGGUCAAGAUACUUUGCCGUGGUGCAAAGCAAUACUGGUUCGUGAGCGUCGCGUGACGAAGCCUUGAACACUUAUGAAUUCCACCUGGUUUUUGUCUUUUUCUUCAUAGAAUUGUUGAUUGAGUUCAAUAAUGUUUAAGCAAUACUGAGAAAGCUCAAAAUCGUGUUAUUUGGCGUACAUUGGUGACAACUUGAUGUGGUGCGUGAACUGUUAAUGUCGGCAAGUCCGUGCGCCGUCGCGUGUUCUGUGAGAUUUUUUCACUUACUGUCACUGCAUGUACUUGUUGCUGUUGUAUCCUGAGCGUUUCUCAAAGAACACCUCCUACAUUCAUAUGGGCAAAUAUGGCUUCAUAUGGGCUCAGACGCGGUAAUAUUCUCAUGAAUAAAAUAGAUACGUGGUGGC
Ornithodoros turicata is the source of this 2138-nucleotide messenger RNA. RefSeq names its product innexin inx2-like. Bases 52 to 1155 code for a protein of 367 amino acids. The record is from RefSeq and is a predicted model, not a curated record. The transcript has a single exon. Gene Ontology annotation, cellular component: plasma membrane; gap junction. Gene Ontology annotation, biological process: phototransduction. Lineage: Eukaryota; Metazoa; Arthropoda; Arachnida; Ixodida; Argasidae. Gene Ontology annotation, molecular function: gap junction channel activity.